UUCCCACUCCUUCCCUUUCUUCCCCUCUCUUGUGAAUCCUCUACUUCGGGCUCCUGUUUGUGAGAUCCUUCGUCCCUCUCCCCAUCUUUUCCUCUCAUUUUUCACCAUAUUUUCCCCUAUUCCCGAGAGCCAAUGGAAGACAUUGGCUCCGAUUAAGCGACGGCUUGAGACUCAGGGUGCACGAGGGGGGAUCGACACGGAGUGAUAAAGAUGAGACAAGUCACUGAAAUACAAAGUGAUUUUGCAAAUAUGGGACAAUUAACAAUUCUGUCACUUGGAAAUUGAGAGGACCCUGGAGUUGAGGCUCGAAGUGGAGUGAGGAGACAGGAGAGGAGAGGAGGUGAUGGAGAGCACCCCCUCAAGGGGUGGACUGAACCGAGUACACCUACAAUGCAGGAAUCUGCAGGAAUUCCUAGGGAGCCUGAGCCCUGGGGUUUUGGACCGAUUAUAUGGGCACCCUGCCACCUGUCUGGCUGUCUUCAGGGAGCUCCCAUCUUUGGCUAAGAACUGGGUGAUGCGGAUGCUCUUUCUGGAGCAGCCUUUGCCACAAGCUGCUGUAGCUCUGUGGGUGAAGAAGGAAUUCAGCAAAGCUCAGGAGGAAAGUACAGGGCUUUUGAGCGGCCUCCGUAUCUGGCACACCCAGCUGCUCCCUGGUGGUCUCCAGGGCCUCAUCCUCAACCCCGUCUUCCGCCAGAACCUCCGCAUUGCCCUUCUGGGUGGGGGCAAGGCCUGGUCUGAUGACACGAGUCAGCUGGGACCAGACAAGCAUGCCCGGGAUGUUCCCUCACUUGACAAGUAUGCCGAGGAGCGAUGGGAGGUGGUCCUGCACUUCAUGGUGGGCUCCCCUAGUGCAGCCGUCAGCCAGGACCUGGCUCAGCUCCUCAGCCAGGCUGGGCUCAUGAAGAGUACUGAACCUGGAGAGCCACCCUGCAUUACUUCUGCCGGCUUCCAGUUCCUGUUGCUGGACACCCCUGCCCAGCUCUGGUACUUUAUGUUGCAGUAUCUGCAGACAGCCCAGAGUCGGGGCAUGGACCUAGUGGAGAUUCUCUCCUUCCUCUUCCAGCUCAGCUUCUCUACUCUGGGCAAGGAUUACUCUGUAGAAGGUAUGAGUGAUUCUCUGUUGAACUUCCUGCAACAUCUACGUGAGUUUGGGCUUGUUUUCCAGAGGAAGAGGAAAUCUCGGCGUUACUACCCCACGCGCCUGGCCAUCAAUCUCUCAUCAGGUGUUUCUGGGGCUGGGGGCACUGCACAUCAGCCCGGCUUCAUUGUCGUGGAAACCAAUUACCGACUGUAUGCCUACACGGAGUCGGAGCUGCAGAUCGCCCUCAUUGCCCUCUUCUCCGAGAUGCUCUAUCGCUUUCCCAACAUGGUGGUGGCACAGGUGACCAGAGAGAGCGUGCAGCAGGCCAUCGCCAGUGGCAUCACAGCCCAGCAGAUCAUCCAUUUCCUAAGGACAAGGGCCCACCCAGUGAUGCUUAAACAGACACCUGUGUUGCCCCCCACCAUCACUGACCAGAUCCGGCUGUGGGAGCUGGAAAGGGACAGACUCCGGUUCACUGAGGGCGUCUUGUAUAACCAGUUCCUGUCGCAAGUGGACUUUGAGCUGCUGCUGGCGCACGCGCGGGAGCUGGGCGUGCUGGUGUUCGAGAAUUCGGCCAAGCGGCUCAUGGUGGUGACCCCGGCCGGGCACAGCGACGUCAAGCGCUUCUGGAAGCGGCAGAAGCACAGCUCCUGAGAAAGCGGGACAGACCAGACCGGACCGGACCUGGGCGGGGCGGGACCGGGCGGGCGGGCCGAGCCGGCGGCGGCCUCAGAACUCAGGCGUUUUUUAUUGACACGUGGGGACUCUUGUUUAAUAAAGUUAUGGA
Messenger RNA from Equus quagga, 1868 nucleotides. RefSeq names its product general transcription factor IIH subunit 4 (gene GTF2H4). Gene Ontology annotation, biological process: nucleotide-excision repair. The transcript has 15 exons. The coding region runs from base 344 to 1735 and encodes 463 amino acids. Lineage: Eukaryota; Metazoa; Chordata; Mammalia; Perissodactyla; Equidae. Gene Ontology annotation, cellular component: transcription factor TFIIH holo complex; transcription factor TFIIH core complex. Gene Ontology annotation, molecular function: ATPase activator activity; double-stranded DNA binding. The record is from RefSeq and is a predicted model, not a curated record.